This is a messenger RNA of Dermacentor albipictus, 2970 nucleotides long. Its product is annotated as transmembrane protease serine 9-like. Gene Ontology annotation, molecular function: serine-type endopeptidase activity. NCBI's taxonomy places the organism in Eukaryota, Metazoa, Arthropoda, Arachnida, Ixodida, Ixodidae. Gene Ontology annotation, biological process: proteolysis. The record is from RefSeq and is a predicted model, not a curated record.
CAGGGGGGGGGGGGGGGGGGAUGCGUGCGCGUGUGGCGGUGGGGGCUUCCCGCACGUGCCGCCGGCGCCGGCCGACACCCGAGCGGCGGCAGCAGCUCAGUAGUCGAGACUGCGGCUGGUGCAGCGGCGCAGGGCGUAACAAAGACACCAAGAAUCCAACCUCAUAACUGACCAGCGCCUUCGAGGCCAAACCAUAAGAAACACGAGCAGCGUCCUUGGAGAGCACAACAUGGGUCCAACAGGAGUCCUGCUAGCGCUUUUCACUCUGGUAGCGGUCUCCUUCAGCGGCCUGGUGAAGGCGCAAGGCGCGUUCUCCUUUGAGUUUCCCGACGAGGACGACUGCCGCACGCCUCUCAACGAGCCAGGCAGCUGCCUCGAGCUUGCCAGAUGUACGGCGCUGCAAUCAGUUCGGGACUACAACUUCCUGCGGCGCUACAUCUGCGGAUUUUCGCGCAAUGUGCCUCUGCUCUGUUGCCCGAGCGGUGGACAGCAGAGGCCUCCGACUCGGCCUCCAACUCGGCCUCAAACCCGGCCUCCAACCCGGCCUCCAACCAGGCCUCCGACGCGGCCUCCGACACGGCCUCCUACCCGUCCUCCGACCAGGCAGCCACCAACCCAAGGCCCACCAAACCGGGAUAACUCCGAUCUAGUUGAAGGACCCAGGAUUGCCAACUACCCGCGCUUCCUGCCUGCUGGAUGCGGCCAGACUAAUGUGAGCGUGAGCCGCAUCGUUGGAGGCCGCGAGUCAGAACCCGGUGCAUGGCCUUGGAUGGCGGCUAUCUACAUCAACAGUGGUGGCGUGAAGAGCGCUGCAUGUGGAGGCGCGUUGGUUACGGACAGGCACGUGGUGACUGCGGCACACUGCGUCGUCGUGGGACAUCGAGCGACGAACCUGCCGGCAUCUUCAUUCACCGUGCGCCUGGGCGACCACAACCUUGUGAGGAGCGACGACGCGGUUAGUCCCGUCGACGUUCCUGUGACCAAGGUGGAACGGCACGCCGACUUCGUGGCACGAACCUUCAAGAACGACGUAGCCAUCCUCACAAUGGAACGUCCCGUGAGGUUCAACAAGUUUGUGAGGCCCGUGUGCCUGCCGUAUGGUGACGACUUCAAGACUCGGGACCUCAACGGAUACCACGCGUUCGUCACCGGAUGGGGAACCACUGCAUUCAACGGGGAGUCCAGCGACGUUCUGAAGGAGGCACAGAUCAAGAUAUGGGACGAGGACACAUGCAAGAAGGCCUUCCAGAAAGAGGUGCCCAUCUCCUCUGUUUACCUGUGCGCAGGCGACGGCAAUGGACGCCAGGACUCGUGCCAGGGUGAUUCAGGAGGUCCGCUGGUGCUGCCGGACGAUGGCCGAUUUUUCCUCAUUGGCGUGGUCUCGUUCGGCAAGCGCUGUGCAACGCCCGGCUAUCCUGGUGUCUACACGAGGCUCACGGAGUUCUUGCCAUGGCUAAGCCAGAGGCGCAUCGCCACACCACCGCCGGGCGGGCGGGCAGACAAGGCAGGGGCGGGCAGGUCUACAACGCGAGCCCUGCAGAAAAAGAAAAGGAAAGGAGGCGCGCCUCCUUUUUUGCCUCCGGCUGACGUCAGACGGCCGCCGAAGGCGACCGCACGUGGUGGGAAUCCGGUUCUUGCGACGCCUGGGACGAGGAAGCGGCGGCACCUUGACUUCUCGCCGACGAUCACCAUGCUGUGGCUGGUGACGGUGGCGGCGCUUCUCGCGACCGGGCGGGCUACGAACUCCUCCACCGCAGGAGCAGCAGCACCGAGGGAGCCAGACUGCCGCAGCCCGGACGGCAAGGACGGCUUCUGCAUAUUGGCGUCGCAGUGCAGGCAACUGGCGCUACUUUCGUCCAGCGAGCAGCGGCGGUACGUGUGCGGCUACCGAGGACCGCUGGCCAAGCUGUGCUGCGUCCCCGAACCAGCGUCAGGAGGAGAGGGCGGCAACUCAACCGGCGUCGCCUCCCGCGGCGCUGGUUCGGACGGUGCGGCCAUCGCCCCCGCCCCACCACCCGAGCCCCUCCCCGAAGGCUACCCCAACGCACUGCCAUCUGGAUGCGGGCUCUCCAGCGUGAGCGACUCCCGCGUCGUAGGAGGACGGGUGGCUGACGUCGGUGCAUGGCCAUGGAUGGCGGCCAUCUACCUGAAGACCGAAGCCCAAGCGAAGGUCGGCUGCGGAGGCGCGCUAGUCACAGAUCGUCACGUGCUCACCGCAGCCCACUGCGUCAGCGUUGGCGCGCGUGCGAGGCAGCUUCCCGCCCGGGUGCUGACCGUGAGACUGGGCGACCACGACCUGAACUCAAGCGACGACCACACUACGCCCGUGGACGUCGAGGUAGCCGACGUGGUCCGCCACCCGCGCUACGACCGGCGCACGUACGCCAACGACAUCGCGGUGCUCGUGCUGCGCAAGCCGGUCACGUGGGGUCGGUACGUGAUGCCCGUGUGCCUCCCUUUCGGCCCCCUGGCCACGAACACCCUGGACGGCCACAAUGCCUUCAUUGUCGGCUGGGGCGCCACGCAAUUCAGCGAGCCACAAGAGGGCGUCCCUGAGCCCACGCACGACGUCACAGACGGAGCCGGAAGCAGCGUCCUGCGGCAAGCCCAGAUCCCUGUGUGGACCGAGGCCGACUGCAAGAAGGCGUACGAGCAGCACUUACCCAUCAGCAAGGCUCAGCUGUGCGCGGGAGACGCCAGUGCCGAAAGGGACUCGUGCCAGGGCGACUCCGGGGGCCCCCUGCUGCUGCCGCACCAGGGCCGCUACUACGUGGUGGGCAUCGUCUCGUCGGGAAAGGACUGCGCCACGCCAAACUUCCCGGGGAUCUACACCCGCGUCUCCUCGCACCUCGACUGGCUGCGCAACGAGCUGGGCGCGGCGCAGUAAUAAUAAAGAAAGAAGGCCGCGGCUGUCGCUGGCCACGCGGCAGCCACGGCGGGGCUUUCCGUCUCUCUCUUCUUCGAAAAUGC